Messenger RNA from Lacerta agilis (Sand lizard), 1054 nucleotides. RefSeq names its product succinate dehydrogenase complex subunit C (gene SDHC). Gene Ontology annotation, molecular function: succinate dehydrogenase activity; electron transfer activity. Gene Ontology annotation, cellular component: membrane. Gene Ontology annotation, biological process: mitochondrial electron transport, succinate to ubiquinone; tricarboxylic acid cycle. Bases 65 to 574 code for a protein of 169 amino acids. NCBI's taxonomy places the organism in Eukaryota, Metazoa, Chordata, Lepidosauria, Squamata, Lacertidae. The transcript has 6 exons. The record is from RefSeq and is a predicted model, not a curated record.
CUGCGCCCUCUUCCUGCUUGGGGAGGGGGCGGGGGGACACUGGAGCGAGUGGCGCCUCGGCAAGAUGGCGGUGUCUCUGUUAAGAUUAGCCAGCCGGCGAUGCCUCUGUGUUCGUCUCGGACCGAGACUCUCCACAGGGCACGUGGUCCCCAUGGCAACGACGGCAAAGGAGGAGAUGGCCCAGUUUUGGGAGAAGAACACCCGGUCCAACCGUCCUGUGUCCCCUCAUGUCACCAUCUACCACUGGUCCCUGCCCAUGAUGAUGUCUAUUUCUCACCGUGGCACAGGAGCUGCAAUGAGCCUAGGGGUGUCCCUCUUCGGCUUAAGCGCUCUGAUCCUCCCAGGACACUUUGCCGACCACUUGGAGCUGAUCAGGUCCCUUAGCCUGGGGCCUGCCCUCAUCUACUCUGCAAAGUUUGCCCUGGCUUUCCCCUUGACCUUCCACACCUGGAACGGAAUCAGGCAUCUAGCAUGGGACCUGGGCAAAGGAUUCAAAAUACCCCAGGUCUACCAGUCCGGAGUCCUCGUUCUUGUCCUGACAGUAUUGUCCUCCAUUGGGAUUGCAGCAAUGUGAAGCUCUGGCGGAGCAGUCCUUCUCUCGUCCUCUACCACUCCUGAAGUCCUGUUCUCUUCCAUCUCUUGAACGGUUUAGUUCAUCAAAAUCUCUGGAGCAGUAGAAGUUGAGGGGCAGCUUUUGGGCUAGGGAAACAGUCAGGGGUGGGGGCAAAUGGUUCACAAAUCUGCACAUAGUUUAAUAGUAAAUGGUAAUGAGGUGAUUCUUCCCUCCCUUCUCAGAUCCUCCCAGAUUAUUGUAGAACCACUCCUUUUUCUGUUUUUAUUUUAAUGUCCCACAUUAUCACCAGCCAGAGUUCAAGAAAUCCCCCCUCGCCCCCCCCCCGAAGUAAAACCUAGGGCUGGAUGCGCAAGACUGCAUAGAUGGCCAACAGCAGCUGAGUCCUGAUUGGCUGAGAAGCUGGCAUACCCACAAUGCACUGCUUGAGCCAUUGCUUUCCUCAGCCGCAUGCUUCUUUUUGUUGUUCUCUCCCCCCCCCCA